Oppiella nova is the source of this 714-nucleotide messenger RNA. NCBI's taxonomy places the organism in Eukaryota, Metazoa, Arthropoda, Arachnida, Sarcoptiformes, Oppiidae. The record is from the annotation of a GenBank genome assembly.
AUGCCCGGAUACGAUUUGUCAAGGUUCCCAAAUUUGUCGGCUAAGGAAAAGGCUGAAUACACGUGCAGUAUAUGUCAGGACAUAUUUUGCUGUCCAAUGACUACCCCGUGUUGUCUGCAGACAUUUUGUGAGGACUGUAUCACCGGUUGGUUACAAAACAACACUUCCUGUCCUUAUGAUAGAAAAACGCUCACUAUUGAUAAACUAAGUCGAGCACCAAGGGUUCUCGUUAAUAUGUUAGGAAAUUUAAACAUCAAGUGUGAGUUUUGGGAUAAUGGGUGCCGUGAAGUCUAUAAUUUAGAGGACCUCAUUCAACACAACGCCAUCUGUGAGCACAAUGAGGCAAACCGUCCGAAAACGUGUGACGUAUGUUAUUGUGACAAAACACGUGAUCACGACUGCGUCGAAGCACUACUGGAGGAUAAGUGUAACGCGAACGACGAAAUAAAUUUUUUAAAGCGAACGGUGAAAGAGUUGAAAAUUGAGAAAGAUAAUUUCUUGAAAACAAUACAAGAAAUGUCAAGCGAUCAUGAUGAUAAUAGUCUCAUGGUUGAAUUGAGGCAGUUGCGAAUGACUUUUGACAAACAAAGUAAUGAACACGAUUUGUUACGUUUACGGAUUCAGUACCUUGAGGAAAAUGAACUUCUCCCUGAAGUACUAAAUAUGAUGUUAUCUGAUUACAACUCGGAUAAGGAGCUCGUUGGUAAAUAUUAA